ACCUGGAAGAGCAGGGAGUAAUUAGAAAAACUAACUCCCCUUUUAACUCCCCUGUCUGGCCAGUCAUGAAGGCAGACGGGCAGUCCUGGAGACUAACCAUUGAUUAUAGAAGAAUCAACAAAGGAAGUAUACCCAUGGCCCCCAUCAUGGCAGAUAUGACACAGGUCAUCCAAAGGGCGCAAGCCACCUCCAGGUAUUUUUCAGUUAUAGAUCUGGCUAACUGUUUCUUUGCCAUCCCAUUACACCCUGAUUCACAGGACCGAUUUGUCUUCACUAUCAGAGACCAGCAGUACACAUUUCGGCGCCUACCCCAAGGAUUCCAAGACUCCCCAGCUAUCGCCCACAAACAUGUGGUAGAUAUGCUGGACCAGUUAAGUCCCUCUGAUCGACCAUUUGUCUAUUCCUAUGUGGAUGAUAUUUUGGUUUUUGGCCAGCUCGAGACACAAGUGCAGAGACUUACAGAGGACGUCCUUGCACUGAUCCAGGACACCGGCUUCAAGGGUAGUAAAAGACCAGACGGAACGAUGCCUCGCACAAAAUGGGACACAGAGCCACGGCAGUUCCUGGUCUGGAUCACAACAUUGGUCCUAAUCUCGGUGAUAAAGACACAGCCUGUCCCCAAAGGGAAAAUGCACAAAUCUCCGCCAAUCCCUAACAAUGACAGACAAGGUAAAACAAUCCUCACCGCAUUGCUGACACACAGCAACUCACACAUAUACAACAUUCCAUGGACCCCAAUACAACAACCAGAUAUUCACCUAAGAUGGAUCGAUUUAAAAACUAAGGCGCUGCCGCGGCAGCCAGUAGCCAGGGUUCCCGAAGCGGGCAAGCUGUCCCACAACGCCACCUUCCGGCUGGAGCCCCGCCGCUCGCUCUCCCAGCUGGAGCGGGGCAACCGCCCCGCGGCCCCGGCCAGAGCACAGCAGGCCGCCCACAACGCCGCCUCCCAGCCGGAGCCCUGGUCGGAGCGGGCAAGCCCCGCCACCCCGCUCUCCCGGCUGAAGCCCUGA
This is a messenger RNA of Chelonoidis abingdonii (Abingdon island giant tortoise), 1010 nucleotides long. The record is from RefSeq and is a predicted model, not a curated record. NCBI's taxonomy places the organism in Eukaryota, Metazoa, Chordata, Testudines, Testudinidae.